AUGGCUCCCCCUAAAGAGGCUGGCUCCCCCUACAGAAGGUGGCUCCCCUUAUAUAGGAUGGCUCCCCCUAAAGAGGGUGGCUCCCCCUACAGAAGAGGGUGGCUCCCCAUAAAGAGGGCGGCUCCCCCUCAAGAAGGUGACUCCCCUACAGAAGGUGGCUCCCCUUAUAUAGGAUGGCUCCCCCUAAAGAGGGCGGCUCCCCCUACAGAAGGUGGCUCCCCCUACAGAGGGCGGCUCCCCCUAAAGAGGGUGGCACCCCCUAAAGAGGGUGGCUCCCCUUACAGAAGGUGGCUCCCCCUACAGAAGGUGGCUCCCCCUACAGAGGGUGGCUCCCCUACAGAAGGUGGCUCCCCUACAGAGGGUGGCUCCCCUACAGAAGGUGGCUCCCCUACAGAGGGUGGCUCCCCCUACAGAGGGUGGCUCCCCCUACAGAGGGUAGCUCCCCUACAGAAGGUGGCUCCCCCUACAGAGGGUGGCUCCCCCUAUAGAGGGUGGCUCCCCCUACAGAAAGUGGCUCCCCCUACAGAGGGUGGCUCCCCCUACAGAGGGUGGCUCCCCUUGGCGAGGGCGCCUGAUGUAAUGUUGCCUGGCAACCCUUUCGAUCCCCGCUGA
This is a messenger RNA of Physella acuta, 612 nucleotides long. Its product is annotated as basic salivary proline-rich protein 3-like. NCBI's taxonomy places the organism in Eukaryota, Metazoa, Mollusca, Gastropoda, Physidae. The record is from RefSeq and is a predicted model, not a curated record.